Molecule: messenger RNA, 2944 nt
Organism: Cydia splendana
Lineage: Eukaryota; Metazoa; Arthropoda; Insecta; Lepidoptera; Tortricidae
Gene: Iap
Product: putative inhibitor of apoptosis
Exons: 2
Coding region: 297-1397 (366 amino acids)
Biological process (GO): negative regulation of apoptotic process; regulation of cell cycle
Cellular component (GO): nucleus; cytoplasm
Molecular function (GO): cysteine-type endopeptidase inhibitor activity involved in apoptotic process
Source: RefSeq, a predicted model, not a curated record
UUGGAAGUGUAACAAUAAAUACUUAUAAUUAUAGUAGCCCGCACAGCUGUGCACCCCUCGUAGGCGAAAUGGAACCCUCUUUAAAUUUGUACGCAUGCGCAGAGGGGGACAUUGCAGCACCAUAUCGCCCCACCAGGCACAAAGCGAGUAGCCAACGAUGCUUGAUUCCCGUCGUACGCCAUUACCGCACGCUGAAAGUAAAAAAGUUUAUUUUUUCCAAAUUGUGAAGCAAUUUAAGGCAAUGUCUUAUUUGAGUGUUACGUGAUUAAAGUUACAAGUACAUUGUUUUCAUCAAAAUGCCUAUGUUAGUUGACUCCAAGCACAGAAAUGUGUCAUCAGUAGCGCCGGGCACUGCAUUGUUCAAAAAUGCGCCCGCGACCGCGAAGACGCGACCUCUGGUGGAACCGGUGCUGACGCUGCCCACGCCAUGCUCCGUGUACGAGCCCGGCGGCUCGCGCGGCAGCUCGCUGAGCUCGUCGCCCACCUCGCCCACGCUGCCCAACCUCCCCCUCGCCGUCGACAAGCCCGACAACAACCACGUGCUCGCCGCCGACAUGCACCGCGAGGAGAACCGACUCAAAACCUUCGACAGUUGGCCCCUGACUUUCAUAAGCCCCCAAACUCUCGCCAGCAACGGAUUCUACUACCUCGGCCGCAGCGACGAGGUCCGAUGCGCGUUCUGUAAAGUCGAAAUCAUGCGGUGGGUGGAGGGCGACGACCCCGCUCGAGACCACCAGAAGUGGGCGCCGCAGUGCCCGUUCCUGCGCAAGCAGGCGGCGGCCGGCACGCUGCCCGCCAACCCGCUGGUGGACGGCAGCGGCCAGGACGAGUGCGGCGUGCGCGCGCCGCCCGCCGGCGCCAGCGUGUGCAUGCCGGGCCCCGUGCACCCGCGCUACAACACCGAGGCCGCCCGCCUCCGCACCUUCAAGGACUGGCCCAAGAGCAUGAAGCAGAAGCCCGAGGAGCUCGCCGAGGCCGGCUUCUACUACACCGGCCAGAGCGACAAGACCAAAUGCUUCUACUGCGACGGCGGCCUCAAGGACUGGGAGGAGGACGACGUCCCGUGGGAGCAGCACGCGCGGUGGUUCGACCGGUGCGCGUACGUCCAGCUCGUCAAGGGCCGAGAUUACGUACAGAAGGUCAUAUCGGAGGCGUGCGUCGUCCCCGAAACGAUACCCGCGCCCAAACCGGAGCCGGUCGCCCCUACGAAAAGCGAAGACGAAAAACCGGAAGUGGAAGACUCAAAACUGUGUAAAAUCUGUUACGAGAACGAGCGCAACGUGUGCUUCGUGCCGUGCGGGCACGUGGUGGCGUGCGCCAAGUGCGCGCUGGCCACGGACAAGUGCCCCAUGUGCCGGCGGACGUUCACGAGCGCCGUGCGCCUGUACUACUCGUGAGUGGAGCCCCGCGAGGCUCGGUUCUAGUCAACCGCCACCUGUCGUAGCGGCCGCCUGAAACGCGCCGCGGGCCUAGCUUCCAAGCAUUCUGAGGACGGGUUGCACCACGCUAAUCAUCCAUCUAACUUAUCGACUUUAAAUAUUAGGGUGGCAGUUGUUAUCCCAUCAAACUUUUCGUACGUGCAAAUGUUCGUUCCCCUGGCCUACGUCGGUUUAGUAACAAGACUCUGCAAUAAACUGUUUCCAACAACUGUAUGUAUGUUGCAAUAUUAUAUAAACCUUGUUUGAUUUUAUGAGCAAACUAUGAUAAAGUUAUACGGUUUGGUGCGACCCGUCCUAAGAGUCUACGCGAUAUGCUGUGAUUUUUAAUUUAAAUCGACGGCGGAAGGACGAACGUCUCCGGUCCGACGACGAACCGCUGGCGAAUUGUAAAUGUUGAAUGAUUUUAAAUUAUUUAUUGUAAAAAAUUUUGACAUGUAAAUUCCAAUGUAAAUAACAAUUUUAGCUUAUCAUUUUGUCCCACCAGUUGAAAUGAAAUUCUAUAUGCUAUAAAUGAUGUCGCGUACCUUUCUGAUGUGAAAGUUUGGACUGUCAAAUAAUAUGUUACACCGACUAGUCUCUUGAAAUUACCACCGGGCCCUGUGAAGUACGAUUAGCAAAUCUAAUUAGGGUCUAAUAACAAACCAGUAACUGGUGGUUAUCAAAUAUAAUGUUAAAAGGUGACUUCAUUUAUUGCAUUUAAAAGUGAUUAUUUUAUGUAUGAUUAAUUUGAGACAGUGAUUUUUUUUUGUAAAUCUUUUAUAUAAGUACUCGAUUAUAAAUACCCCUAAUAUUUUCAUUUGGAAACGCUUAUUAAGACUAUUGUUUAAUGAAAAAUAGUUAACCUAUUAUUGUUCCUGUAAAUAUGCUUCUAUUUUGACAAUAAUUUACUAAUUUAUGUCAAAACAGAGUAUUAGGUAGACAUAAUGGUAAGCAAAUAACUAAACAUAUUAUAUUGAAUAAUUUCUUUUCAAUGAUAAAUCGACAUUGUGUUAAUUAUAAAUAGGAAUCUGAGGGACCAAUUUGAAACGCGCAAUACGUAACGUUGCUUCCUCUACAAAAUCCAGAGAGAUGAAUGCAGCUUUCAAAGUUUCGAGUUUCAAAGUGCUCCGUCAUAUAAAUAUUGAAUUUUAGGUAUUUCAUCCAAUUAACAAAGGUAUUUGAACACAAUACCUGAAUGAUCUAAUAUCAGCAUCAGAUUAUACCACAACUUAUAUUUGAAAUUAAAAUCUCAAUAAUGUAUAAUUAUUAAUUUCAAAUUGAAUUCCAGUUGUAAAUACGUAUGUUAGAUAUAAUGUUCUACAUUGCUGGUUAUUUUAUGACAAAAUAAAAAUGUAAAGCAUACGACUUAAAGCUAAAAAUGUAUUUGCAACUGGACAUUAGUCAAUAGAAGAGCACUGAAAAGAUUAAAUUAUUGAGCACUGGUCUCAACCAUUAGAAAAGGUAAGAGUUUUUUUCGUCUUAAUUACGUAUGUUAAUUAAUGUUAUAAUAAAAUUGUUCACUAAAA